AUGGAAAAAGAGGCCGAAAAAGAGGAAAAGAAGGAAAUCGAAGAAAUCAACGAAGAAAGCGGCAAAAUCAGCUGUUCAAAAAGAGUCGGAAACGCGAAGCGAAUCGGGAUAUUUUUCCUUCUCAAUGCAGUUUUCGUCGGAAUCGGGACUUUUUCCUUCCACGCUUUGGAAGGCCCAAAUGAAGACAAAAUCUGCGCGGACUCCCGACAAGCGCUGAAGAAUUUCACCGACUCGCUGAUCAAAGAGCCGGACGGAACUUACAAAGUUACAGACGAGCAGCUUCUCAAUUUGGUCAAAACUGCGGAGAUUUACGCGGAAGAAGGGGUCCCGAUUUCGACCUUGAUCGACCCGGAAAACGAAUGUCCAAAGUUGUGGACUUAUGGCGGCGCUGCUUAUUUUUGCGGGACGAUUGUCACGACUGUUGGUUAUGGAGACACAGCUCCGAAGACAAAUGAAGGAAGACUGCUGUUUUUGUUUUAUGUCAUUCCGGGAAUCGCCAUUUGCGGCGCUCUUCUUGGCGAAAUCGGACUUUUGAUGGCGAAUGUUUCCUACAGAACUCGAAAGCGGCUGAAAAACGUCCCGACCGCUCUGUUUUGGACGCUGAACAGUUUGUUUGGAAUUGGAUUUUUGAUUUUUCUCCCUUCGCUGAUAAUUUUCCUCAGCGUUGAAGAGUGGACGUAUUUUGAGUCGCUGUAUUUUAUGAUGGUGACUUUCACGACAGUUGGUUUUGGAGACUUGACCAUAACAGCUUAUGAUUGGAAAUAUGCGAUCAUGUUUUUCAGCUAUCUUGGACUCUCUUGGAUCGGUUACAUUAUUGGGACCAUCACUGACAGCGUCAGAAAUCGACUAGCAGCGGACAAAAACGAAGAAAAAGACGAAGACGAAGAGAUUUUCUCUGAAUUUUGA
This is a messenger RNA of Oikopleura dioica, 906 nucleotides long. The record is from the annotation of a GenBank genome assembly. Lineage: Eukaryota; Metazoa; Chordata; Appendicularia; Copelata; Oikopleuridae.